AAUAGCUUCCGCUCAGUGCCUCGCUUUGGGAGAAGUUCCAUCAAACAAUCAUCAUGUUCUCCCGAACAACACAAUUUAUCCCACAAUGCACGCAAGUGCGUGGGAUGGCAACAUUAAAGGAAAUUCGAGUUCGGCUGAAGUCUGUCAUUAAUAUGCAAAAGAUCACCAAAUCCAUGAAGAUGGUGUCAGCAGCUAAAUAUUCCAGAGCUGAGAAGGAUCUUAAAGUUGCCAGGCCAUAUGGACUAGGAGCUAAAGCAUUUUAUGACCAGGCUGAGAUAAAAGGUGACAGUACCUCACCUUAUCAGCUUCUAGUGGCAGUAACAUCAGACAGAGGUUUGUGUGGUGGUGUACACUCCAAUGUAUGUAAAGCUAUUAAAAUCGCUAUGAAUGAGAUGGAAAACACCGCUGACACUAAACUUGUACUGAUUGGUGAUAAGUCUAAGGCACUGUUAUCAAGACUGUAUGCAAAGAACAUACUUAUGUCAUUUAAUGAUAUUGGGAGGAAAUCACCAACUUUUGGAGAUGCAACUCGUGUAGCACAAAAUAUUCUGGAUUCUGAUUACAAAUUUGAUAAUGCCAGGAUGUUUUAUAACGUAUUCAAGAGCGUGAUUUCAUAUAAAACAACUGAGCAGCAGAUUCAUCUUAAAGAGUCCAUCAUGAAAUCAGAACAAUUUUCAGUAUAUGACAGUGUAGAUGAUGAAACUGUCACAAAUUAUAAUGAGUUCCAGCUAGCUAGUUUGGUUUACUUUGCUAUGAAAGAAUCUGCUACAAGUGAACAAAGCUCUAGAAUGACAGCUAUGGAAGGAGCCAGUAAGAAUGCUGGUGAAAUGAUUGAUAAGCUGACCUUGACCUUCAACAGAACUAGACAGGGAAUAAUUACAAGAGAAUUGAUAGAAAUUAUCUCUGGUGCAUCUGCACUGUAAUGAACUCAGGACAUUUUAGUGCUAUUUCAGUGGACCAUCAAGUCCUGUUGUGAUAGAUUUAUUUUGAAGUUUGACAGUAAACAAAUAUUAAUAAAAAAGUGAAAAUUCUAA
Molecule: messenger RNA, 1034 nt
Organism: Mytilus californianus (California mussel)
Lineage: Eukaryota; Metazoa; Mollusca; Bivalvia; Mytilida; Mytilidae
Product: ATP synthase subunit gamma, mitochondrial-like
Exons: 7
Coding region: 54-923 (289 amino acids)
Biological process (GO): proton motive force-driven ATP synthesis
Molecular function (GO): proton-transporting ATP synthase activity, rotational mechanism
Source: RefSeq, a predicted model, not a curated record